Messenger RNA from Emiliania huxleyi CCMP1516, 1030 nucleotides. RefSeq lists its product as hypothetical. NCBI's taxonomy places the organism in Eukaryota, Haptophyta, Isochrysidales, Noelaerhabdaceae. Gene Ontology annotation, molecular function: fatty acid elongase activity. Gene Ontology annotation, biological process: very long-chain fatty acid biosynthetic process; fatty acid elongation, polyunsaturated fatty acid; sphingolipid biosynthetic process. The transcript is spliced from 2 exons. The record is from RefSeq and is a predicted model, not a curated record. The coding region runs from base 22 to 852 and encodes 276 amino acids. Gene Ontology annotation, cellular component: endoplasmic reticulum membrane.
UUCUAUCGCCUUCGUCGCGCCAUGCUCGGCGACGCUGCGAGACAGGAUGCCCUCGACUUCGACGCGGGUAUGAAGUACAACCCGGACUACAACUUUCUGCUCACGCCCUUUGUGCUCUACGGCCUGCCAGCGUGCUACCUCGUUGCAGCCAUCAGCGGCCACUUCCUGAUGCGCAACGCGGCGACGCCUUCGUGGGUGAAGCCGGCGAUGCAGCUGUACAACAUUGCGCAGGUGGUGCUGUGCACGUACAUGGCGGUCGGCAUGUGGCCUGCCACCUUCCCCAACUUCCCGAACGUGUUCGGGAUCGGGACCGAGUACUCUGCCGCCGGCGAGUGGUUCAUCCUCGUCCACUUCCUCUCCAAGUUCAUGGACUGGUGCGACACGCUGUGGAUGAUCCUGAAGAAGAAGUCGUCGGUGCAGAUGUCGUUCCUGCACCUCUACCACCACGCCACGAUCGGGGUGGUGUGGGGCUUCCUCCUAUCCCUCGGCCACGGCAACGGCACGGCGCAGUACGGCGCCUUCAUCAACAGCGUCACGCACGUCAUCAUGUACACGCACUACUUUGUGACGGGCCUCGGCAUCAACAACCCGCUCAAGAACUGGGUGACCACGUGGCAAAUCACCCAGUUCUACUCGUGCUUCCUGCACGCCCUCUGCGUGCUCUUCUUCCUCCCGUCUAUGGAGGUCCACUUCCCGCGCCAGCUCGGCUGGCUGCAGUUCUGCUACCACCUCACGAUGAUCUACCUCUUCACCUUCCAGCUGCGCUGGGUGCCAUCCUUCCUCAAGACGGGCGACGAGCUCGCAAAGGAGGCCGCCGCAGCGAAGAAGAAGAGGACCGCCAAGGCGCACUAGCCGGAUCACCGCUGUCCGCGCCCCGCGCCCGUCGUGCUUCGCUCGCGCUAGCCCACAACAGAAGAGAAAACGACCAGCUCUGCUGUGCACACAGCGCCGCGGUACUGCGCGCUGGAGGGGUUUAUCGUUUGCAUGGUCCAGUACUUCAGGGGACGUGUAAUAAAUUAUCGGAUAUCGC